This is a messenger RNA of Laetiporus sulphureus 93-53, 1545 nucleotides long. RefSeq names its product kinase-like protein. Gene Ontology annotation, molecular function: ethanolamine kinase activity; choline kinase activity. The transcript has 5 exons. Bases 1 to 1383 code for a protein of 460 amino acids. Gene Ontology annotation, biological process: phosphatidylcholine biosynthetic process; phosphatidylethanolamine biosynthetic process. NCBI's taxonomy places the organism in Eukaryota, Fungi, Basidiomycota, Agaricomycetes, Polyporales, Laetiporaceae. The record is from RefSeq and is a predicted model, not a curated record. Gene Ontology annotation, cellular component: cytoplasm.
AUGGCACCAACUCUUGGUCCGGAUAUACCACCGUCCUCUUCUCUGUCACCUUACGGUCGGCCUGCCCAGCCGCGUAGCAGAAGCUCUUCAUCGUUCUUGCAGAGUAGCGGCGACAAUGUGACCAUCGGUUCAUCUCCGGCAUAUUCAUCUUCGUCUGUGUCGAUUCCGUUUGAGGAUGGUGACGUAGAUGUCGUUCGAGUGGAGGGUCUGCGGCAUUCCGAUGCGCGGUUAGAAGCGCGUCGGCAAAGCCAAUUAGUCGUGGAACAGGAAGGGGAACUCUAUCCUGGUUUGCUGCUGGUUACGUUACAAAACCACUCCCUUCUCGACGCAACUUCUUCAGACACUCCGUUCGUUGAGAGUGCCAACAUGGGCCAAUCCCGCGAUCACGGAAACCAGGAUGUCUCAGGCACUCGCAUCGUCCUCCUCCGCAUCUAUGGCCCUUCUUCGGAUUCUAUGAUUUCCCGUCCUAGAGAGCUGCAGACCUUGUAUGUGCUGUCCUCACAGUAUCAUAUUGGUCCACGUGUAUAUGGCACAUUCGAGAACGGACGAGUAGAGGAAUAUUUUGAUGCUCUUACUCUUACCGCUGCCGAUCUGCGCGACCCGAAGAUCAGCUCAUGGAUUGCUGCACGCAUGGCAGAGCUUCACGGCGUCAACGUCGAGGAUGUCGAGCAGAGGCAAGUCGGUGACGAUGAAAAGAGUAUUGCGGUCGAGAGGAACGUCAAGUCUUGGCUGGGCUUCGCACGAGAGGUCCUCGCGUUGCCCUCCGCGUCGGACGCGAUUCGUCAGGAGCUGGACCUGGAUGGGUUUGAGCAGGAGUGGGAGCGGUACCGACUUUGGUUGCAUAAGCAAAACACAAGCGGACUCGGCAAUACUCGAGUGUUCGCACACAACGACACUCAGUAUGGAAACCUAUUGAGGCUAAAAUCCCUCAAAGAAGGCCAGCCGGAACAUCGUCAGAUCAUCGUCGUCGACUUCGAAUAUGCCGCUCCCAACCCCGCGGCGUUUGACAUAGCAAACCACUUCCACGAAUGGACCGCCAAUUAUCAUUCUGAUACACCACAUGUCCUGGACCCUGCUCUCUAUCCGACAACGGAGCAACGUCGCAACUUCUACCGCUCCUACAUACAGCAUGUGGCAUCGGGCGCUAAGCUGUCUGCAGGACCCUCCGGAGAUGCCUUGGAGGUUGAAUUGCAGAACCUUGACCGUCAAGUUCGUGCAUGGAGCCCCGCGUCACAUGCAAUGUGGGCUUUGUGGGGGAUCGUUCAGGCGAGGGAAUAUGUUGAAGGAAAAGACGGAGAUCCAGAAUUCGACUAUCUCGGAUACGCCCGAUGUCGGAUGCAGGGAUUUCGUCGGGAAACGCGGGAGCUCGGAGUGCCACUUUGAUAAAACUUACAAUAUGCGGAACCGUCCUCUUAUGUGUCUGCGUUCAGUGCUCUGUACAACCUAUCCAUCGCUCAAGCUUCCAUUAUGUGUAAUCAUCUUAUCUCUCACGUAUUUCCUAAAGCAAUUCACACCUUAUGACUCACAUGAAUGUCAAGCAAGCUG